GUUCGCAUCCUUCCGCGCGGAAGGAGCCCGGAGCACUGUACCUCGCUCCGGCGUCGGUAUGUUCUCACCCCUUCCACCGAUGCUCGAGCAAACAUCGUAACGAUCCUGAGGAACCGCCGUCGCGUGCGACGGCCUGUACCCGGAUUCGCGAGAGUGCCCGGAAAAAAAAACGCAAACGCCGGAGAGAGCCGCGGUUUGAAAACUUUGUGAAGUCGCGCGAACUUUGCGUCGCGAAAAAGGAAUUUUUGCUCGGCGGUGAUUUUUCGUGCAAAUAUCGUCGUCGACGAUUUUUCCCCCCCGGUAAACAGAAGGUAUAAUAAGCUCGGAACUAUUCGGAUCUUGCAAAUUGGGCAUCCGCGGAAUCUGACAUUUGACUCUAUUGAAGUGUAUUACAAUGUUAUUAGGCACAGACCUGGGAAUCAUGUUGAAGUUACGGAGUUCGAGUACCUAGGGGGAGAACAUUAUUUCUCGCAUGAAAGAUAAACGAUACAAUUUCAACGACCGUCUUCUUUGCCGUGCGCAAACGGAUGCUGAUUACGAUCGCGCUCUGAAGAGCGGAAUGCAUGAUCCCUGCUUCAAAGAAAUCCUACGCUAAGGUCGCGUGAGCACAGAUUGUAAAAGAAGAAGGAAACGAGAGGAACGAGAGCUUUCGUGAACUUCAAGAGCAUACCGAUUACUGCGAGAGCACCGGUAUCUCCGCGCAUUGCUUUAUCUACCUUUACCAAAUUUGCAUUCGUGCGAUUUAUUUGAUGGAGUGACUUAUUGGACUGAAACCUGUCACGACGCGGUACCUCAGCAAAGAUAUGCACUAUUUGCGUUAAUACUGACGUGAUCGAUAAUUCGGCUCGAGUGACUUAUCCGUCCGGAUUCCGGAUACUGUCAAUGAAUUUCGCGAUGCUACUAUGGAACAUCGUAAUUAGAGACAGAUCGCAAUUAAAUCGUUUAUACGGCGUGUAAUUGCGCGCGGACGAUUUGCGGGUGAGAUACUAUACUGACGAAAUAGUGACGACGCAAUAAGAUCGAAACAUGAAUCUCGCUGUGCCGAUGAUCGUCGCCUGGCUGGUAUCGGCGACGCCGCGCUCGUGCGACGCCGAGGACGCGGACGACGAUUACUCGGACAAUUACUUCGAGUACACCAACGUGACGAAUUGCACCAACGACUACUGCAUCCCGGACGAGGACUACAUCGAGCUGAUGGUGCAGCACAUAUUCCCGAAAUUCUCCUACUGGGUGCUGAUCGCCAUGCACAGCAUCGUCUUCGUCGUCGGCCUGAUCGGCAACGCGCUCGUCUGCAUGGCCGUCUAUCGCAAUCACUCGAUGCGCAACGUGACCAAUUAUUUCAUCGUCAACCUGGCGGUGGCCGAUCUCCUCGUUCUGCUCAUCUGCCUGCCGCCGUCGGUCCUCUGGGACGUCACGGAGACCUGGUUCCUCGGAUUGAAACUCUGUAAGGCAGUGCCGUAUCUCCAGACAGUGUCGGUGAGUAUCAGCAUUUUGACGCUGACUUUCAUAUCGAUCGACCGGUGGUACGCUAUAUGCUUCCCAUUGAGAUUCAAGUCUACGACAACCCGAGCGAAAACCGCUAUUAUAGUGAUCUGGGUGAUAUCGCUACUUUUUGACAUUCCAGAAUUACUGGUGUUACACACGGUGCCGUCACACAGUAGAGUGCAGACUGUAUUAUUCACGCAGUGUGUUUGGUCGUGGAGCCGAGAAAGUCAAACUACCUUCACAGUUGUCAAGUUGAUCUUUCUGUACACGAUGCCGUUGCUUUUUAUGAGCGUGGCGUACUGGCAGAUUGUGCGCGUUCUUUGGAGAAGUGAUAUUCCAGGACAUAAUUUGUCUACCAGAGUCUGUCGUUCAACUGAGAUUCCACUGUCCGGGGGUGGAAAUCCGGAGGGUCAAUUGAGAUCUCGGCGGAAAGCGGCGAAGAUGUUAGUUGCCGUAGUCAUCACAUUCGCGAUAUGUUUCUUUCCAGUGCAUUUGCUCUCUAUUCUAAGAUGCACCAUGGAAUUACCGUCGAAUCAAUGGACGAUCGCCAUUAGCCUGAUCGCCCAUUGGCUUUGUUAUUUCAACAGCGCGGUGAAUCCUGUCAUCUAUAAUUUUAUGAGUGGGAAGUUUCGCAAGGAGUUCAGGCGUACCUUCCGGUGCUCCCACAGCGACGGAACCUGCGCUCACAAACGCGGAUACGUCGCGGGUAUCGCGGACCCGCUUAAACACAAAUCUCGAAAUUACACGAGAUCAAUUCGCACGACGUCCAACAGUAAUAACGUUCAGCGAAGCACCGAGAUCAUACCUCUCAGUGCCAUAAUCAGUGUACCGCAAAACGUGAAGCAAGAAUGAGCCUCUCGUUUCUCGUACCCUAAAACUACGCCAAAUGUUCUUUUCCAAAUUCUUUAAACCAAUUUGAAAGCCACAACUUUUCUUCACAAAAAUGCCGAGGCAUGUACAAUAGUUUUUCGAUAAUUAGCAACUGGAAAGUAACCGAUUCCUGACGAGUCAAGAUCCAAGAGGAAACAGGCGAAAGUCAUUGACAAUUUAAAAAAUUGCGAUAAAUGAUCUUUAUCAUUUUUUCAGACGAGAAAUAUCAUCAAGAUUGAUCGAAGAAAAUUAUAGUUAAAAGAACAUUUGACGAGAUGCGCUUUGUAUACUGCAAUAAAGUAUAGUUCUCGAAAGCUCAGUAAUAUUCGUAGAUGUGAUCGAGUUGAGUUGUUCCUAUGUACUGUUUAAGUAAGCCUCGUUCAACAAACUUUCUUAAAGUUUCGUUGAAUUUAAAUGAACUGAGUCACAUAGUAUUCAAUUAAUAUGUAAAUAGGCGAUUAUAAUAUGUAUACACUGAGAUGUGCACGACGAUAUCGUUGAGAUUUUUGCUGCUUUAAACAUUUUACUUUAUUAUACUGUAGAUAUAGAUGUAAUAACAAUGUACAUCACAGAUCGAUAACUGAAAAAUUGGAGACCUAAAGAGACGCACGUUUAAAAUUCAACAGAAUAAACGCAAGAGUGUAAAUAUAAAGCGUUAUAUUCUACCUAUUCCGGCACUUAAAAGCACUCAGUUAUGCUUCGUUUUCGUGUGUUACACUUGCGAUUAUUUAUUUUUCCUAUAAUACAAUCGAUAUAUCAAUCAAAAUAUAUCUACAAAGUUUAAUAAAGUGUACGUAAUCCUAACGUUUAAAGCUUAAAAUUAUUAUAUAAAGUUAUUACUAGUAAUAUUAGUUUUUAUAAACUGUACAAUAUGCUACAGCGAAUGACGUGUUCUUCCUCUCGCUCCGUUUCCACUUAAAUUUACAUUUUUAUUGCGCAGAAGUGCCGUUCACCGUGUAUAAAUCCCUUUUAUCGAGAGUUUUUAUAUCUUUUUUUUUUCAAUAGAAUUUUGUUUAAGGCUUUGCAUAAUUUUGCCGUAUAUUCCUAGACGUUAAUAAUCGUGGCGAGUUAAAAAUGAAAUUAAUUGAUCGCUUCGUCUCAUUGCCGCUCUCGCUGUUUUUAAUGUAUUCACAAAAAUAAUUAUCUACUUCAUUGAUUAAACACUCUAGUAUAUUCGAGUUAGAUCUUAGAGGCAUAUCUUAAUAUCGCAAAAGAAAAAAAAAAGUACUUUAUAUUAUCUUUAUGACAACGGCCGGAAACGUGUAAAUAAAAUAUAAUAAAAGAGAAUUCAUCAUAAUAUAGAAGAGAAAACUAAAAAGAUAUCCGAUGAACUGUUCACAUUCCUGUUGUGCUUCCGCAUAUUUUCUUUUCUGCAAAAUAAGACCGUGGUCUCUUCUCUUUUCAAACGAAGCUAGGAGACGAGAAAAAAGAGUGCAGAAAUGCGUAAGGAAGGCAGACGGAUAGAACAGACAUCUGUUAAAUUAAAUAUUAUCCCGAUUGCAUGUAAAAAAAAAAAAAGAUUAUUUCUAUACACAUACAAAAAGAUGCACACUUACAUUAUUCAAUGAAAUGUAUUUCGUUAAUAUUAUAACUACAAACAUUCCUGCACUGUAGGUAGUUAUAACAUUGAAAAAAGUAUAUGUAAUAGAAUUACCGUGUCACAGUCCAUGGCCCGCGCAGCUGCCAAGUAUAUUACAUUAGUACACGGUAACGUUCCUCGCUAAAUAUUGACCAGUUAUAGAUAGACUUCGUAUAUGAAAAAAUCAUCGUUACCUAAUAUUCCAGGCAAUAAUAACUUCAGCGCGUUAAGAGGCUGCUAUUUUAGAUAUUAUUACAAAUAUGGAUUAUAGUUCCCAUAUGUUAAUACGCUUUUUUUACAUGCUUUAAACUUAUAUUUAA
Temnothorax curvispinosus is the source of this 4254-nucleotide messenger RNA. RefSeq names its product orexin receptor type 2-like. Gene Ontology annotation, biological process: G protein-coupled receptor signaling pathway. The record is from RefSeq and is a predicted model, not a curated record. Gene Ontology annotation, cellular component: membrane. Bases 1027 to 2337 code for a protein of 436 amino acids. Lineage: Eukaryota; Metazoa; Arthropoda; Insecta; Hymenoptera; Formicidae. Gene Ontology annotation, molecular function: neuropeptide Y receptor activity. The transcript has 7 exons.